UCUCGUCCAGCCUGGCCUUGGCCACCUCCAAGGAGGGGACAUCUUUCCUAACACCCAACCCGCUCCAGCUGUCCCCUCCCCGCUCAGGUGUCCCCACAGCAGCUCUGCACAACCGCGGCGCUGCCACUUUAAGAGAGCGCCGGGACAGACGGACGGGACGGACAGGCGGACGCAUCCGGGUCAGAUGUGCCCCUAGGAACAGCACCGGCUGCGACGGGACGGGACCGGACGGGUUGGGUUGCUCGUGCCUGCUGGUCGGCCAGCUCCAGGGAUGCUGCUCGUCCUCCUCCUCCAGCGCUGCCUCCAGCUCCUCCUCCUGCCCAUCCACGCUCUGGCCUGCCUGGGCUUGUGGGACUCCUUCUACAAGAAAGUCUUCCCGUACGUGAUGGCCAAGGUGGCUCCUGCCUACAACCAGAAGGUCUACAGCCAGAAGCAGGAGCUCUUCAGCAGCUUGAGGAGAUUUGCAGGGCCCUCAGGCCAGCUCAGGUUGCUGGAGAUUGGCACAGGCACUGGCACCAACUUCCAGUUCUACCCUGCAGGCUGCCGCCUGACCUGCACCGACCCCAACCCCAACUUCAGAAUGUUCCUCCUCAGGAACCUCUCGGAGAAUCAGCACCUCAGGCUUGAACGUUUGGUGGUUGCUUCUGGUGAGGACCUGCACCAGGUGGCAGAUGGCAGCAUGGAUGUGGUGGUCUGCACCUUGGUGCUGUGCUCUGUGAGCAGCAUCAGGAGGGUCCUGGAGGAGGUGCUGCGGGUGCUCAGGCAGGGUGGAGCUUUCUACUUCUUGGAGCAUGUGGCUGCAGAUCACUGCAGCUGGACCUACUUUUGGCAACAGGUCUGUGACCCAUUCUGGAAGUACUUUGGAGAUGGCUGUUGCUUGAGCAGAGAGACAGAGGAGGAGCUGGAGAAAACCAAUUUCUCAGAGCUGAAUCUGAGGCACUUCCAUGUCCCACCUUGCUGGAUUCCCACCAGCCCUCACAUCAUUGGGUAUGCAGUGAAAUAAACGACCCUGAGCACCGUGGGACCUGGCAGCUCCCUUCAGUGCUCCCUUUGUGUUUGACAGAAGGUUUUGCCCCCUGCCCUUGCAGUCAGCCCCUCCACAGUGGCAGUGACAGAAUAAAAGUCUGGAGAACUUCCUGAGCAGCUGCAGCUCCUUCACUCCUCCAUUUGUUCACUGGGUUUCUGGAGAGAGCUCUGGAACAGAGGCAAAUGGCACAGAGGUCUGGACAACAAAGAAGGUUGGAAGGGACCCUCCAGGGUCACCUUGUCCAACCCUGCUGCAGUCAGCAGGGACACCUCCAACUAGAGCAGGUUGCUCUCCGUCAGGUUUGACCUUGAAUGUCUCCAGGGAUUGGGAACUCCACCACGUCUCUGGGCAACCUG
Molecule: messenger RNA, 1383 nt
Organism: Dryobates pubescens (Downy woodpecker)
Lineage: Eukaryota; Metazoa; Chordata; Aves; Piciformes; Picidae
Product: putative methyltransferase-like protein 7A
Exons: 2
Coding region: 272-1003 (243 amino acids)
Molecular function (GO): S-adenosylmethionine-dependent methyltransferase activity
Source: RefSeq, a predicted model, not a curated record